ACGUAUUCUGCGGAGCCAUUUCAUCCUCUGCCUGGUAAAACACCGGCAUGGAAGUCACCACAAGAAGCGGUACAAGUCAUUGAAUCAGCGACCACUUGACGGAUAAUAGGAUGGAAAUUUGAUGGUAAGGUGUUGUAACACUGCUGCAUACAUAUACCUGGGAAGUGCAAGAGACGGAACAACAGAUCUUUUCUCAAAAUUGACUUGUUACAUGAGUAAAACAUUUAAAACGUGGGGAAAAUCUCUGCAGUUACCAUAUGCUAAUGAUGUAAAAUUUUGACCCAGCAUGGACUAAGCUCUGGUAAGCGACUACCUCCAGGGGCAAAUCCAGAAAAUUCCAUAAGAGGGGGCUGAAUGCGACCCCCCCUCCCCACCCCGAAUGAAAAUUCACUUUUAGGAGAUGAAGCAUGCAGCAUUGUGGGUGUAUAUGUGAUGUAAAGAGUAAAGUUAAUAUUUCGGAAGAGAAAAUUAAAGAGCAUUAUAUAAAAUGAUUUUCAAAAGCAAAAUCCUAAUUAUGUUAGUGGUAGGUGUUUGAUAAUAGUCAAUUAUUUUUAUAUCACACUAUGCAAAUUAUCUAGGAGGGUAACGUCACAAUGUGACAUUUACUUACAGAUUGCAUAGCUAACACAGAUCGCGUACUGAUUUGCAUGUAAAGGAAAUGAUAAGCAUGAUCUUGAUGUAGAACUUGUAUUACAACAGAAAAGGCGAGCCAAGAAUUAACUGACCUACAACAUUAUUGUAUUUCCCCGUUAGUUAUAAUGUAAAAUCCAUUGAUGUAAAAGGGUGUAGUUCAGAUCGGAAUAGCUAUCGACAGUGUAAUAUCAAAUGAGAUUGAGAGAAAUAAAUGCAUCUAUUUAACUUGAAAUAUACAGCCCUUUGAUUCAGAGACAGUGCUGUGACAAAUUCCUGCACAGAAGGCGAACUAUUAACAGAGUCAUCGCAUUACAGUUUUUAUACAUCCUAUUACUGGAAAUAAAUCACUGCAGUGGAUUGAUAAAUUUCAUCCUUGUCUGGUUACACUUAUGCAUACUUGUCAACAAUGGUAUUGUAAUCUUUAGAUAUGUCUUCCCUCAUGGUGCUGCAACAAACAUUCUUCACAAAGCACAGUGAAGAGUUGCUUUGUUCAACAGAUGCACUUGUUACUGGCUCUAUAAAACUCGCUUCCACCUGGCACAAGAAGAAACAGCUAAUCCAUUUUUGAAAUAUCAUCAGCAAACUGUUUUUGCUGUAAUAAAUUAAUUGUAAUCGUUUUUGUCAGAAUUUUCUAUCCAGAAAUUAACUCAGGUUUAUAAAUCAAUUUACGCAAAACCUUUUGUGAUAAAACAUUACUUUGAGUGCUUCAAUAUAAGCUAAAGUUUAUUAUUUUUAAUUCUUUUGCCUUUCUGCUGGAUCACCAAACAAAGUCUGACUCUCGCAGGCAGAGCUCGAUCGGCGCCCGAUCACAGACAGAUACAGAUCUAAAAAAAAAAGUUACAUACUCACCUGGUUUAUGAUGAAAUAUCAUUAUAAACAGGGGGCUUUCUUUGCUUUGCUUCAAAAAUUAUUUCACUCAUUAGCAGUCGUGCAGCUUAAUCAUGCAGCAAGGGACGCGGCAGGGAAUACAUUUGUGUCCAGUGUUGCUCGUCAUUUCACACCGAUAGAAAUGCUUAUUACAUUUGGUGUUUGCAAUUAGUGUGGAGUUUUCAGAUCACGUUUUGUUUGAAUAUUUGGUAAAUAAAUAUAUAUUAUAAUUGUUCACACAAAAUGUAUUUCAACUAAGGAAAGCUCAGAGAAUAAAAUAAAAGGAAAGCUUGAUUGAAUAAUACCACUCAAAAGAAGGUUAGAUGGAUUGGCGUUGUUGGUUACAAAAAUGCUUUGAAAAUACAAGAAAAAAAGGGAGGCAGUGGCCCCCUUGGCCUCUCCCCUAAAUCCGCCCUCGACCUCCCUUAAGCAGCCACCUAGACUUGACAUUUUGGGUGGUCGUUUAAGGGAGGUUCGACUUUAGUUAUUAAUAGAGACUUAGCACCUUACCCCUGAAAAGAAGCUGCCUCCCCCCUACAAAAGGAAUGUAGGUGCGAGGUUAUCUAAAUUUUAUCACAUGUAUAAUGGUAUAUGGCUGCUACUGCUGUUCAAUCCCAUGAUUUUUUCUGAAUAGACUGUUUCUUUGAUACAGUAUACCUGGUUUAAAACAUCACUGUCAACAGCUGCAUGCGUCAAAAUCACGAGUAGACUGCUGUAAUUAUAUACUGCACUGCAAAGUUGUCUAUGAAAGUUAAAGCUUGGUAUUUUUUUCAAAUAUUUUAUUUUGCGUCUUGCUGGUUGACAAUUUCCAACCUCAAAUCCAGCUGUUAUGUAGAACAAUUGCAAAACAUGUCCAUGUACCCACCUCAUGAGAAGGGGUAGGUAGGGGGUAGGUAGUAUCACAAGCAAUACAUUUAAAAGGAAAUAGGAAACUAAACUGGGAUUUAUAGGGGGUUAUGUUGGGGGGCGGGGGGUCAAACCAAAAAACUGUCUGAUGGGAGAUAUUUACAAUACAAUGCUCAUUCCAAGGUGAAUUUUUCCAGGUUAGUUUGUAAUAAUACUGGUGUUGUUUUAGGAAUGAAAGUUUUUGUUCAUGGGGGUGCUGCUACUCCCAUACCACUUCUUGAAGCUAUGGCUCAGAGAGGAAAAGAAGCUGGAUUGCAGGAUGUAGAAUUGAUUCAUAUCCAUACUGAAGGAACAGGGGUUUUUGUAGAACCUGAAUUUGAUGGAAUUUUUAGAAGCAACUCCUUGUUCAUCGGGGCCAAUUGUCGAAAAGCUGUAAAUGAAGGCCGUGCUGAUUUUACCCCCAUCUUCUUGAGUGAGAUUCCACUGCUUUUUCAACGGAAAAUUAUUGACUUGGAUGUGGCUCUUAUACAAGUUAGUCCCCCAGACAAACAUGGCUUCUGUACUCUAGGACCGAGUGUGGACUGUACAAGAGCUGCCAUACAAAAUGCUAAAUAUAUCAUAGGGCUUGUCAAUCCUCGGUGUCCUCGCACACAUGGCCCAGGAGGUAUUCACCAGUCCCAUCUUGACGUGCUGUGUGUUUCCGAGUUUAAACUUCCAGAACUAAAGAUUAAACCAGAAUCUCCUGAGGAAGCCAAAAUUGGAUCACUUAUUGCUGAAAAUCUUGUAGACGAUGGUGCAACUCUUCAAAUGGGUAUUGGCUCAAUACCAGAUGCCUGUCUUAGUCGGCUGCUGGAUCACAGAAACCUUGGCAUUCAUUCAGAGAUGUUCAGUGAUGGUGUAGUAGCUUUGACAGAGAGAGGAGCAAUAACCAAUGCUUUCAAGAAUGUGCUGCCUGGAAGAUGUGUGGGAAGUUUUGUGAUUGGAACAGAGAAAGUUUUUGAAUUCAUUGACAAUAAUCCUUUUGUAGUCAUGUUAGAUGUUGGGUUUGUCAACUUGGUGUCAAUAAUCUCUCAAAACCCCAAAGUGACAGCAAUUAAUUCGUGCAUUGAGGUGGAUCUCACUGGACAAGUUGUAUCUGAUUCCAUAGGCACACGAAUGUAUUCAGGUGUCGGAGGUCAAAUAGACUUCUUACGUGGGGCAGCCUUGGGGCAUGAUGGCCUUGGUAAGCCAAUCUUAGCACUGAAUUCUGUCACCAAGAGGGGAGAGUCCAAGAUUGUUCCUUUCCUAAAAGAAGGUGGAGGUGUAGUAACGACACGUGCCCACACGCAUUAUAUUGUGACUGAGCAUGGUAUCGCUUACUUGUUUGGAAAGAACUUGAAACAAAGAGCUUAUGAACUGAUCAAAGUCGCCCACCCUGAUCACCGAGAAUGGCUGGAAAAGGCUUCCUUUGAAAGACUCAAAUGUAUGCCAUCACCAAAUUAAACCACGUGCUUGACACGUGAUUUUGCGACCAAGUCGCGUGCUUGACAUGUGAUUAUGUGCAGCGUCUCUAAGUCUUCUUGUUUGUUUCAGUGUGUAGUAGUUUAUGUUUGUGGUCAGGAAGAAUUAUGUCGUAGUAUGUUUAGUCAGUAGUAAGUUAACGGAAAACCCGAUGUUACUCCCGCUCAGAGUAGUAAACUGAAAACAACAACAGCAACUAGAAGAAACAAACAAAAGUCGGAAACGAAUUAACAGGAUUUCGUCUAGAACAGACAGAGUUUUUAAUUUUAACCCCUUAUAAUCAAACACUGACUUGGAAAAAAUCUAGUUCGCUUUUUUUGCAUUAUUGAUGCAUUGUAAAGUUAACAAAGUUAACGUAGUUAUCAAGCUACGCUUUUUGUAAAAAUUGCGUAAAUCGUUUGCGUGUACAAAGCAUAGACCCCACAUGCUAUUUAGUUAAACCAUUUGUUGAAAAUAACUUGGGCACAGUAAGGUAAUAAAGAACCUUGAACUGUAAUAUGACAGUAAGGACUGACAAUCUUUAAGUGGUUAGAGAAGAAAAGUAUGUUGUCAUUUUCCUGAAAUCUUGAUUUCAAGCCUGACGAGCAUAAUUAUGUUAUAUAUUGUUGUCGCAGUUUUCUUUAGGCACCGUUAGACGGAACUGUGGCUACCUAAAACCUAGCGCGCGUGUCUAAGAGCUUAGCUUGUCACCUUGUGACGCAAUCGUAUUCCUGGAAUUUCAUUGGAUGAUUCCUAUUGUAAAAGAAACCACCACGAUAUUUAGAGUGAAUUAAAACUGCUGUUUUCAGCAUUAUCCCUUAUGGUAGAUAAUAAAUUAUAAAUUCCGAAGAUUCUCCUCCAGUGAAGUUAAAUAUGAAGAUUUAUGAAAUAAACGAGAUUGCUUUGAA
Messenger RNA from Orbicella faveolata, 4733 nucleotides. RefSeq names its product succinyl-CoA:acetate/propanoyl-CoA:succinate CoA transferase-like. Gene Ontology annotation, biological process: acetate metabolic process. The record is from RefSeq and is a predicted model, not a curated record. Gene Ontology annotation, cellular component: mitochondrion. NCBI's taxonomy places the organism in Eukaryota, Metazoa, Cnidaria, Anthozoa, Scleractinia, Merulinidae. Gene Ontology annotation, molecular function: acetate CoA-transferase activity.